This is a messenger RNA of Siniperca chuatsi (mandarin fish), 1786 nucleotides long. It is a transcript of the gene mrps30, whose product is annotated as mitochondrial ribosomal protein S30. Gene Ontology annotation, molecular function: structural constituent of ribosome. Gene Ontology annotation, biological process: translation. The transcript is spliced from 5 exons. Gene Ontology annotation, cellular component: mitochondrion; ribosome; mitochondrial large ribosomal subunit. NCBI's taxonomy places the organism in Eukaryota, Metazoa, Chordata, Actinopteri, Centrarchiformes, Sinipercidae. The record is from RefSeq and is a predicted model, not a curated record. The coding region runs from base 190 to 1485 and encodes 431 amino acids.
GAAAUAAACUAGAAUAAUACAGUUUACGUGUCUUAGUUCCUUUAUAGUGGUAGAUCUUUAGACAACUAAAACAUUGUCGAAUAUGGUAAUUAUAUUUAUAUUGUUCGUGCAGUAGGGGACGCUGUUGUGGGAGACUGCUAGUUAACAUGUCAACGGAACGGAAGAACAAGUUGAAGUCAUUUGAGAAACAUGGCGGCCCGCACACGGCUGCCCUUGCUGUUCCCUAAAAACUUGCCUCCGUUUAGAAACCAAAAGCUUGUCCACAGCGAGGCUGCGGUCAAGGAUCCCGCGUACCCCCCUAUCGUCCCCUCUCUCACGGCUAAAAGCAAAUCUGCCCUGCGGCGUCAGGUCGAGGAACAGGUACAAAAGAUAUGUGCCUCUUCCGUGGAGGAGAAGCUCUCCCUCAUCACUCGUAUCCAGCGGGAGAAAUUUGUGGUUUACCCUCAGACUUUCGCUCGGAACGCAGACAAAUGGUACCAGCACUUUACCAAGACCGCAUAUAUCCCGGGCCUGCCCGAGAAAUUCACCCUGGGCCAGGAGAAGACCGAGGGGGAGGACAGCUCGCCGCCACCCGCAGCUCAAAUCACAGUACCGGGGAUUGAAAGUGAUGCGUUCGCGGACAUCCGCUCCUUGGUCAGUCGUGUGAUUUUACAGGAGCACUGGUACAUGAAGAAACGCAAACCUUUCCUGUACAGAGAGCAGGAGCAGAUGGUUGGACCUUUUCUGAGAAACCUUGUGACUGGACUCACCUACAGUCUGGCCAAAUACAAUCCACUGCUCCUCCUCUCCAGUCUAGAUAUUAAUCCCCAGGUAAACUUUUAUUGGAGGAGAGGACAGAGAAUCAUCCCAAAGGGGCACCGGAGAGGCCGGCUAGAGCCAACCAGGUUCCAGAUUGAUGACCUCCCCCACAGUCAGAUUAGGAUUACUCAGCAACUGCCACAGUUUACCCCGCUGGAGGCCUCCUACGCAGCUGAAGUACCAGAGGUCGCAUUUGCUCCCAACCUGAUGCCUCUGUUCAGAAGACAGUAUGACAACAAUAUCUUUACAGGUGCCAAGCUACCAGACCCAGCAUGCUACGGUCACACUCAGUUCCACCUGGUGCCUGACCGAUACCACAGAGACCGGAUGGCUCGACGGCAGCAGUCCGAUCAGGUGGAGGUCUUCCUCAGAGCCAAUGGACUCGCCAGCCUCUUCGCCUGGACAGGAGCUCAGGCCAUGUACCAGGGUUUCUGGAACCACGAGGAUGUCAACCGGCCUUUCGUGUCCCAGGCUGUGAUCACAGACGGCCAGUUCUUCUCCUUCUUCUGCUACCAGCUGAACACAGUGGCCCUCUCUGUGGAGACGGACACCGACAACCCCAGGAAAAACCUCCUGUGGGGCACAGAGAGCCUGCGACUGUACGAGAGUGUGCAGGAUGGAGAGGUUGUGGGUCUGAACGACGGUGUCGUCAAGCUUCUGGUUCAAUUUCUCAUGAACCAGCCGUAGAGCUCUUCGGGUUCCUGUCUGCCUUGGUAAACUGUCUUAGGGGAGAUUUCCUUGAGUCUAUGUUCUCCAAGCCAUUGGAAGAUGCAAGAAAUCAAGAGAAAGAGCUUUAAAGAGCCCAACAUGGCAGACAUGAGGAAGACUGUAUAAAAUGUAAUGUUCAAAAAAGCAGAAAAAUCUGUGUUAAGCUGUGUUAUGAGUUUGAAAACUGAACAAAGUACUGAAAAAACACUGCACACACAUCUCUGAUUAUUAUUGUGCAGAUUGUAUUUAUGCAAAACUAAAGUAAUACUUUUCAAAUUGA